Gigantopelta aegis is the source of this 619-nucleotide messenger RNA. Its product is annotated as zinc finger protein 85-like. The transcript has a single exon. Gene Ontology annotation, molecular function: RNA polymerase II cis-regulatory region sequence-specific DNA binding; DNA-binding transcription activator activity, RNA polymerase II-specific. Gene Ontology annotation, cellular component: nucleus. The record is from RefSeq and is a predicted model, not a curated record. Gene Ontology annotation, biological process: regulation of transcription by RNA polymerase II. Lineage: Eukaryota; Metazoa; Mollusca; Gastropoda; Neomphalida; Peltospiridae. The annotation marks the transcript as partial.
AUACAGAGUUCCUGCUUGAAACGGCAUAUGUUGAUUCAUACUGGCGAGAAACCUUUCAAAUGUGAAAUGUGCAAAAAAUCUUUUAAGCACCAUUCUCAUUUGAAAAAACAUAUGGUGGUUCAUACUCCUGAGCACUCACGUUUCAGAUGUGAAGUAUGCACAAAAUGUUUUAUGCACAGGUCCGAUUUGAAACAUCAUAUAGUGAUUCAUACUGGCGAGAAACCUUUCAAAUGUGAAGUGUGCAGAACAUUUUUUAGGCAUAGUUGCAAUUUAAAACAGCAUAUGUUGAUUCAUACUGGCGAGAAACCUUUCAAAUGUGAAGUGUGCAAAAAAUGUUUUACACAGAGUUCUACCUUGAAACAACACAUGUUGAUUCAUACUGGCGAGAAACCUUUCAAAUGUGAAUUGUGCUCAAAAUGUUUUUCGCAGAGUUCCAGCUUGAAAAAUCACAAAAAGGUUCAUAUGUAGUUCCAUCUUUAAAAAGCCAAAAAACAUAUGUUGACUCAUACUGGUGAGAAACCUUUCAAAUGUAAAGUGUUACUACAUGAUAAAACAAACCGGCCUCGGUGGCAUCGUGGUUAGGCCAUCAGUCUACAGGCUGGUAGGUGCUGGGUUCGGA